Messenger RNA from Protopterus annectens (West African lungfish), 3707 nucleotides. It is a transcript of the gene GRAMD2A, whose product is annotated as GRAM domain containing 2A. Gene Ontology annotation, biological process: regulation of store-operated calcium entry. The coding region runs from base 397 to 1368 and encodes 323 amino acids. Gene Ontology annotation, molecular function: phosphatidylinositol-4,5-bisphosphate binding. Gene Ontology annotation, cellular component: extrinsic component of cytoplasmic side of plasma membrane; organelle membrane contact site; endoplasmic reticulum membrane. The record is from RefSeq and is a predicted model, not a curated record. The transcript has 12 exons. NCBI's taxonomy places the organism in Eukaryota, Metazoa, Chordata, Ceratodontiformes, Protopteridae.
GAUGGCGAUGUUUGAUAAAAAAGGAUUCCAUAUACUCUUUCAGUAGCAGGCUAAAAUGGAAUGUGCUCCAGUGCACAAUGGGGCAUCGAGCAUUGUCGGAACAGAAAUGCAGAUGGGGACUCUUCUGGGACUCUUGGACCCCGUUUUACUUUGAAGCAGUAUGGAGGGAUGACAUAAUUGUGGCCAAAGGACAGCAAAGCGAAAUGGCCGUCUUUUCGUUAGAUGGCUAUGUAUGCUUAAGCUCCUCUUAGUAUGCAGUCAGAAUCUAGAGAAACUUCAUGUUUUAAAGGAGUUUGGGGAAUGAUUCACAACAGAGCAGAAUGGUGACAAAGUGAUGUGAAUGCAUCCCCCACAAAGAGAUGUCAAGUUUACACUUGUUCAGUUAAGUUAAAAUUGAUGCAUGAAAUUGGAAGUCCACAAGGGGACAGUAGUCCCUCAUCUAGCCAAGAUAAAUUGGAAGUUCCCCAAGAAGAAGGAAACUGGGAUGCUUCGGGCUGCUGUGAUAAACUGGAUACAUCAAUUGAAGAAGAAGAAAUUAAGAAUUCCUAUCCAGAAUCGACUGCAAAUAAGUACAAUUCUCGAUACCACAAACUAUUUAAAGACAUUCCCAGUGCAGAAUCAUUAAUGAAAGUGUAUUCUUGUGCAUGGCAGAAGGAUAUUCUUAUUCAGGGACGACUAUAUAUCUCCAGGCAUUGGCUGUGCUUCCAUGCCAACCUCUUCGGAAAGAACAUCAAGGUUACAAUACCAAUGCUUUCAGUUCAGUCAGUUAAGAAGCACAAAACUGCGGGGCUGGUCCCCAAUGGAUUGGCUAUUUUAACUAGUGACAGCGAAAAGUAUGUGUUUGUCUCCUUAAUGUCGAGAGACAAUGUGUACGAUAUACUGAAGAACAUUUGUACGCAUCUUCAGGCAGUAAACAAGAAGAGUUUAUCUGUAAAAGACUGCACUGAUGAUGGGCAUGCUAUAUUUUUGGAGGAACUGCUCCCUGAAGUUCCCAGAAGGAGAAGGAAUGUACCUGUUCCCACACUUUCACUUUCACUUCCUGAUACAGAAGGCGAGCACAUUCUGGUGAACUCUCCCACUGGCCUCAGCCCCGUGGAAAGCUCCUUUCCAGCAGAUGAGAUUGACCAAGCAGUCCUGAAUUCAACCUCUUCUCUGUAUUUAAAUGGGCCAGUAAAGGCUGAUGAAUGUCUGCAGGCAGAUUCCACACUUCACUUGGGUGGCACAGAGUAUCAGCUGCUAAAAGUUUUCAUUGUACUAAUCUUGUUCCUGAUUGUAUCAUCCUGUUACCUGGCAUUUCGAGUUUCCAGUCUUGAGCAACAACUCUCCUCUCUAAAUUCAGAUAACUACUUACCAGGUUUUGCAAGAUAACCUAUCAGUAGAAAGCAGUGACCCUGUGCAGUAUCCAGGCUGCUCGACUGCUGGCCUUGUUACCAUAGUUGGAGCACUUGACUGGUUUCUUGAAGCCUCCAAGUUAGUAGUCUUCUGAAGUAGUAUCUAGGACUGGUGCCAUGGGAGGGGCAUUUCUGUGUGACAUACUAGAUACAGAAUGUGAACUGACUGUCAAAUUUGUGCUCAGGGAGCAACAAGUGAUUUCUAAGGUCCUGUUCAUCAUACCAGGAAAUUCCUUUGAUAGACAAACAUGGCAGCCUGUAUCAUGGAAAUAAAGGAAAAAUGAGCCACAAUUGAAAAUCUAUGGCUAUGUAUGACACAGUGCUGCAUUUUUGACAUCUGCUAUUAGCAUUGCAAAACAGCUGCAGAAAUAAAACGUACGUUCUCUACUUUGCAUAUGGGUAUGCACAAUGGUGAUCUUUCUACUACCAGUGAUUCUGUGGAACAAAUCUGAAUAGAAGAUGGAAGUAGAGAGAAAGUGAUAUAGAAAAGUUAUUUGAAUAAUCCAGGUGUUUUCAGUAUGACUAUAUAUUGAACUUUGCUCCUUACGUUCCUUCUUAUUUUUCAGAAGUAAGUAUGUGGGGCAUCCAGCCAAGUGAUAAAACUGCAGACAACCCAGAAACUUGAAGAAAAAACUUCAGAGAUAUAUAGAUGUGCUUCCAUGUACAGGCCUUUGCUUUAUGACUUUCUCUUGUAUGAUACUGACCGAAGGCCCACUUAAAGAUAAGUCCUUGUAACGGGUAUUUAGUCCAUAAGUGUCAUUAAGCACAACUGAAGCUUGAUUGUAAAUAUGUAUGUUGGCAGCUGCUCAUAGAAAUCGAGGGGGAGAGAGCGAGAGAGAGUUUUAGGUAGCCUUGAAGAAUCUAGGAUAUUUUUUGUACUAUUAGAGUAUACAAGCUUUAUUUAUAUUACUAAACAUACUCUUGCUAGAUCACUAUUAGAGUUCUGUUUGCUUCCAUAUACUGUUUACUCAUGUUUUGUAUGAGGAAUGUGUUUAACAAAAGUAACCAGUUUGCACCAAACAGCAAUGGAUUCAUUUUUGUCUCCAAUACUGCCAUCUGGAUUUAGGAAUAAUCCUAAGUUAUUGGGGAAUUUAGGAAAGGAUACAAUGACUGAUCAUCUCAUAACUGCUGGGUUUCAUUGGUGGAGGCUGGACUUUAUGUAGUUAUUGCUCAAAUGAUCCCUGCUGAGACCAGGAAAUGUGGUGAGGCUACUAGCAUUAGUACUUGAGGAGGUGAACAGAUAUAUUCCUAGGUUUUGUUUUUAUUGUAUACCAUGCCUCUUUUAGGGUAAUAAUAUUUCACAUCCAUAGAGGAACAUGUUACCAGUGUCUUCUGAGCCAAUCUGCACUAUUUUGUACAGCAAAUACAGGUCUUAGUUUACACGGUUCCAUUUUUAUUGCCUAUCCCAAUUUGAAAGUGGGGCAAGCUGAUGGUUAAUAGGCCUCUACCAAUGCAUUCCCUAAGCAGUGCUUAUAGAACAAGGCAGUGGGGGUUCCUAAAAUGAGCAGUGUGUCACAAAGGAGCCCCUGGCAAAAGGAAAUCAACAGAGAUAAGUAGAAGAUUCAGAUGAAUUGCCCUGGUCAAAACCACAGUCCUGAAGUCAGCUAAACUUGUCUUGGCCUUGACAUCACUACUUGGUUUCAACAAUCACUACACUUAAUAAUUGAUCCAAUAGGAAAAACUGUGCAAUGAUAUCUACUUGUUUUUAAUUAAAUGCCACAGCAUGCUUGAGGUAUUCAUAGCUGACAAAUGCACAAAACAUUCAGUUCUCAAAGGAAAAAAAAUGCAAGAACUGUCAGUAUGGAUUUAUUUAAAAAGUCUAAAGAAAGAAUCUAAUGUUACCAGCUGUUGCGUACAGUCACUGGACUUGAUUACUGAUCCAGCAGCAAAAACUGUGCCGUGAUAGCUACCUGUUUUAAUUAAAUGCCAACAGUGAAAGCCACAAAGAGGUGCUAAAGUUCUACAGCUAAAUAACUGGUUAUUUAUUUGUAACUGGAACACUGGCCAACAGCUUUGGAUCACCUAAAUGACAAACUUGUCAAUAUGACAUGAAUAUUCCAGAGUAUGCUUGGGAUAUCCAUAGCUGACAAAUGCACAAAAAAACUUUUAGUUUUCAAAGAAAAAAUGCAAGAACUGUGUCAGCAUGGAUUUAUUUAACAAAUCUAAUGAAAAAAUCUAAUAUUACCAGCUGUUAAGUAGCUUACCUGACUAAUAACUUGAAACAUAAACAAAAGUAUAUAUGUACAUAUAUUUGUUAAUGUAUAUAUACAGUCUCUUAAUAAAGCUUGUCUGUUUUGAUGUUUCAGGAACCAUUGA